AGAAAAUUAGCUUGAUAGCGACCUUGAACCAUCCCCUUGAACAGCCAAACAUUUAUGCUAGCUUCCUUGUAUUUGUGUGAAACUGGGUUUGAGUUGAUUCUCGAGCUUGGCCCUGUAUAUUUCUGAGGUUUUUUUGGCUUCAUAAUGUUUAAAAAUUAAAACUUCUCAUUGUUUGAUAUUGUCUAGCAAAAUAUUUUUUUUAUGUCUGGCUACAAUAGAAUGUUCAGUUCCAACGGUAUCGAUGACAUCAGCAAUGAUGUCAUCACUCUAUGAUACCACAAAGGAAUCUCUCUCUUGAAUGUAGCUCACAGACAGCGUUUUCUCAGACCUGUUCCACAGUUCUAUUGCAACAGAUCACUCAUCAGAGCACGUUCGAAAUUCAUCGAAACGAGAUAUUACAAGCCUUUCAAAGAAGCAAGUAUUUACAAGAAUACAGACAUGAAGCAAACACAGACUACUUGUAAACAUGAAGCUUUCCCAGCUGAGCUUUCAUGGGUCGAAAUGACAGAGCUCAACAUCCAAGUUGACUACGACGAAGUCAUUGUCUUUGAAGAUGACAGUGAGCCGGAAGAUGAAUCAGCAGAGAUCGAGGAGGAACCAAGUCCUUCCGGCGACUUUGAGCACCCAGGAUUAUUGGAAGUCGAGCAGAAAACAACUCCCUCUGCUGGCUUCGAGAGCAACCCCUUAGUAAAAGACGUGGAAGAGACUAACCAACACAUUAUCAAACUCACAAAGCAGGUAGAUAAUCUUACAAAAGAACUGCAUGAGGAAAGAGACCAAAGGAUGGCAUGUCAGGCUGAAGUGAAAUUACAGCAGGAGGAGAUUAAAAAACUGGAAAAAAUUUUGGAAAAAGAACGUCACCUGCGAGUUAAAUGUGAAGAUAGAUUAAAGGUUUCUUCUUCUUCCAAAGUAACAGACGGCAAGAGUAUUCUUGAACAGCUGGAAUACUUCAAGAUGGAGGCUGAAAAAUAUGCCUCCCGCCAUAAAGGUCUGAUAGAAGUGAUGAUUGAAGGAUACAAAGUGCGACUUAAAUAUGAGGACCAGCUCAAAAGUCACGCUGAGCAAGCUGCCAAAUUCAAAGAUCAGGAGGAAAUAGUGAAAUCUUUGCAGGGUCAGGUUGCAGACCUGAAGAUGAAAUUGAAACUUUCUGAAGAAAACAACCAUCUGAGAGUCUCCACCCAACCAGAGGUCCUCCUGCGAACAGAAGACUCCCUGCAAACACAGGAGACCAAAAAAAGACAGACCUCCAAUCAACCAGGGAGGUCUGAAGAAAGACUUACCUUCAAUCAACCAGUGUGGCGCGAGGAAAGGCAGACCUCAAAUCAAGCAGGGAGGUCUGAAGAAAAACUUACCUUCAAUCAACCAGUGUGGCGCGAGGAAAGGCAGACCUCAAAUCAAACAGGAAGGUCUGAAGAAAAACUUACCUUCAAUCAACCAGUGUGGCGCGAGGAAAGGCAGACCUCAAAUCAAGCAGGGAGGUCUAAUGAAAGACUUACCUUCAAUCAACCAGUGUGGCGCGAGGAAAGGCAGACCUCAAAUCAAGCAGGGAGGUCUAAUGAAAGACUUACCUUCAAUCAACCAGUGUGGCGCGAGGAAAGGCAGACCUCAAAUCAAGCAGGGAGGUCCGAAGAAAGACGGACCUCCAAUCCACCUGGGAGGUCCGAGAAAAGAUGGACCUCCAAUCCACCAGGGAGGUCCAUCCGACCAACCUCUACUGGUUGCAUGGAGGGCGUUCAUGUUGGCCUUGGCCUGAAGGACAAUCUAGGCCAGGCUCGGCCUUUACGCCAACCCACACCCAGGUGGUACUAACCUAGGCACCAAAUACUCGAGCUUCCCAUUCAAGUUCCCAGCGCUUUUGGAUCCAAGUUCAGAUGUGGCGAUCUUCAUUGUGGCCAAAGGUGGAGCAAAACCUCCUUUAGUAAGACCUUUGCCAUAAACAAAUCAGAAACGGCAGACACCUUUGACAACUGAGGAGGAAUCAGAGAAAACGCUGCAGUCAUUUUAGAACUGAGACGAGUUCAGAGGGGCGCAGUAGAAACUCGACGUCUCGCCGGCUCAGUGUCUUUCUCCCUCCCUAAAUCUCAGCGAGAGCCCACAUCAGGUGCAGAGUGAAGCAGAGUUGCGGAGGAAAUUGAAUUCCGGCAUGUCGUAAUUCAACCUGUAUCCGCGCAUUCCCGUCCUCCUCUGUCCGCCGCACGACGUCGCAAUUCUCGGAGCGUCUCGAUUCCACCUCUGGUCCCGCCGUUUCGCGCCUCCAAGAAUUUCAGCCAACAACUCUCAGGCAAACGCUGAAAUCAGUCUCAUGAAUGCAAAUGAUAAAGACGACGAGCGCAGGAG
Gambusia affinis (western mosquitofish) is the source of this 2337-nucleotide messenger RNA. RefSeq names its product golgin subfamily A member 6-like protein 6. The record is from RefSeq and is a predicted model, not a curated record. The coding region runs from base 439 to 1809 and encodes 456 amino acids. NCBI's taxonomy places the organism in Eukaryota, Metazoa, Chordata, Actinopteri, Cyprinodontiformes, Poeciliidae. The transcript is spliced from 4 exons.